UUUAGAUAAACCAAAACCCCCACCUUCAAAAAAAUUUUUAAAAAAGGGUCUUUAAAUUCUGCCCACCGCCUCUAAUUCUUGGCAGUUUCCUGGAAACUCAUUCUCACCCCCAACUGUGGAUCUUAGUCUUGGAUUCUUUGUUAGGCACAGACAAAACAAAGCAAUACACAGUUGAGAAGCUUCCUUUCUCAAGCUUUUGGUCUCCUCGGCUGUUACCCUCCGUACUAGAAAGGAUACUUCAUGGUCCUUUUCCUCAAAACCCCAGAUCCAUUUUAUGAUGUCGCGUCCAAAUUUUGAUGCUCUGAGAGAGCUGCACGAGUGUGCUAAUGAUCGGCUCCAUAUUCACUCGCCCAUAAUUCAACAAGCUCUCGUACACCACCAUCAAGAAAAAUGGGUUCAGGAGAUUUCAGAAUCGGCUCUGAGGAUUCUGGACGUCUGCAGCUUAACGAAAGAUGUCCUCCUCCUCGUCAAACAGCACCUCCAAGACCUUCAAUCCACGAUUCGAAGAACCAGCAUCGGCGAGACGGGCUUUGAGAGCAAACUCGCUGCUUACGAUCUGUUCAGGAAGAAGUUAAAGAAGGAGAUGGUGAAGUGGCUGCGGUCACUGAAAGGAACGAAGAAGAACAAGCCCAUGAUCAUCUCCGACCAGCUCUCAGUCGUAGACCACAACCUUGUGGCGGUGGGGAAUGUGUUGGGAGAGGUGAGAGAGACCACCAUCUCCAUUGUGGAUUCUCUGCAGUCCCUAAUGUCUAUUCCGAGGCCAAAGUCUGGGUCGUUGGCCUUGAAGCUAAUGCGGAUGAGUAAUGGGCAAAAUCAAAAUGUGUAUGAAAGAUAUGAUGCGAAGACGUUUGAGGCAGUGGAGAUGGCCAUAGAUGAUAUUGGAUUUGAGCUAGAGUGUAUAUUCAGGCGUCUGAUUCAGACUAGGGUUUCGCUUCUCAACAUACUCUCACCAGCUAGCUAGGAGGUUGGAUCCAUGGAUAUUGUUGUAUUGCUGGUCUGGGCCAGCAAAAUGAAUAAUGUGUGGCAACACAAUAUUUUAAGUGCUUGGGUUGCUGUCAGCUUGGGACAAAACUAAACCUAACGAUUCUUUAAUUCUGAGUUUAAUUGUCUACACCAAUUGAUAUAUAAUCUGCUCAUUGUAUUGUAUUGUAUUCUUUUAUUGUUUGAAUAAAAUUUGAUAUAUUCUCAUUUA
Molecule: messenger RNA, 1192 nt
Organism: Vitis vinifera (wine grape)
Lineage: Eukaryota; Viridiplantae; Streptophyta; Magnoliopsida; Vitales; Vitaceae
Exons: 3
Coding region: 275-961 (228 amino acids)
Biological process (GO): shoot system development; root development
Source: RefSeq, a predicted model, not a curated record